UCAAGUAGUAGCCUAUAGUAUUAUAAAAAUAAUUAACAUUAUUUUUAUCAUUAAUUUAUAAUUGUCUAUAGGUUGAGGAUGGAACAAGGACUGAGGAUGACAGCCACUCACACGGCAGCUCAAGCCUGAGGUAUUUCCAACGCCCAAAUUCCGACAAUCACAGUCUCAAUAGUUUUUUUUCCUAUCACCCUCAGACCAAAACAACAUAUUUGACAGGACAAAGACUGUUUAAACGCAUGAACGGCACAGAUAGAAAAUGGCUCACAUACUGUGAAGAGAACCACACAUUGUAUUGUGGAGUAUGUUUAGCAUUUGCCAAGCCAUCUGAAAACAAUCCCUUUGUAAGUGGCAUGCAGGACUGGAACCAUAUCAGUCAGAGAGUAGAGGAACACGAAAGGACCAUCAUGCAUAGAAUGUGUGCGGAGGCCUACUUUUUGAGGGCAUCCAAAUCAGACAUAGCCAGCCUACUACAUGGAUCACAAGUAGUGGCCCACAGAGAUCAAGUGAAGAAGAAACGGCAGGUGUUGGAACGUGUGGUAGAUGUAGUAAAGUUCAUAGGAAAGAGAGGACUUGGCUACAGAGGGAAGGAAUAUGAGGCAGCAUACACUCUAGAUGAUGACAACAUUGACCAUGGGAAUUGUCUAGAGCUCAUCAUUCUUCUUGGAAAAUAUGAUGUGUGUCUGAAAGAACAUAUCACUGAGUGCACAGAAAAAAGUAAGAAGAUGCACCAGUCACACUCACAGGCUAAAGGUCGGGGUUCUGCUGUAACAUUCCUAUCCAAAACAACUGUAAACAAUGUCAUUUCCACAGUGCAGAGGCUAAUUCAGGAGACCAUUGCAAAAGAGGUUGCUGAAAGCGGUAUGUUUUCUGUACAAAUAGAUACAACCCAGGACAUUACGUCCCAUGAGCAGUGUUCUGUGAUUCUGAGAUACGUCACAGACACUGUCCAGGAAAGGCUUCUUGCAGUGGUCAAAUGUGAAGCAUCCACUGGCCAAUAUUUUGUCCAGAUGCUGACAGAUGUAAUGGAUCGUUUUGAUUUGGAUAUCAGCAACUGCAUCAGUAAUGCUACAGAUGGUGCAUCCAACAUGCAGGGUCAAUAUCGAGGCUUCUCCGCACUCCUGUCAUCCAAAGUCCCAAACCAUGUACAUGUUUGGUGCUAUGCACAUGUGCUAAACCUCGUUCUGUCUGAUACAACUGAAGUGUCCAUAGCUAGUGGGUCCCUUUUCUCCCUCAUGAAUGACAUUGCUGUGUUCAUUCGCGAGUCAUACAAAAGAAUGAAUGUGUGGGAGCAUAAAAGCCAGGACACUCGACACAGACGCCUCUCCCCAAUUGGAGAGACACGGUGGUGGGCUAAAGAUGUAGCCUUGAAGAAGAUCUUUGGCUCAUUUGGAAAGCCAGACCAGUCUCUGUACAUUGAUGUCUUCAUGACACUAAGUAAAUUUCAAAGUCAGGCCAAUUUGAAAACUGCAGUGCGUGUCAGAGCAAGAGGAUUCCUAGAGGCGCUCCUGAGGUACGAGACAGUGUUGACUGCCCAGCUUUUCCUUCGGAUUUUUGAAGUGACAACACCUCUUUCAAAAUACUUGCAGACAUGUGGACUAGAUAUCCUCUCUGCUCACAGGAUGGUUCAGGACACUUAA
This is a messenger RNA of Gymnodraco acuticeps, 1637 nucleotides long. RefSeq lists its product as uncharacterized. Bases 237 to 1637 code for a protein of 466 amino acids. Lineage: Eukaryota; Metazoa; Chordata; Actinopteri; Perciformes; Bathydraconidae. The transcript is spliced from 2 exons. The record is from RefSeq and is a predicted model, not a curated record.